This is a messenger RNA of Hyposmocoma kahamanoa, 2334 nucleotides long. Its product is annotated as modifier of mdg4-like. Gene Ontology annotation, biological process: regulation of transcription by RNA polymerase II. The record is from RefSeq and is a predicted model, not a curated record. The transcript has 7 exons. Gene Ontology annotation, cellular component: nucleus. Gene Ontology annotation, molecular function: protein binding. NCBI's taxonomy places the organism in Eukaryota, Metazoa, Arthropoda, Insecta, Lepidoptera, Cosmopterigidae. The coding region runs from base 250 to 1815 and encodes 521 amino acids.
UGUGCAGUUGGGUGGCCGGGGCCAAAGACUACGACAAAACGUAGUGGUUAUAUGCUCAGUGACUACGACUACAUUGCAUAUACGGAAGCGGGGGGCCGCAAAGAGUACCUUGUUAACACAUUGUUACAUAUAUGGGAGCCUGGGAGCCGGCCACAGACUAUUCCGUGGAGCCGGCAGUUCAUUCGUCAUUUUAGAAAGGAGUCAUCUUAAAAUUUUUACUUCACACACCAAAACUAUCCAAUUACUAAAAUGACUCCUCAGUGUCAUAUACGCUUGGAUUCGUUUAGAAAAAACUUUUUUAGUGGAUUUUUGAGAUUGCAACAUGAUGAAGAGUUUGUCGACAUGACUCUAGCUGCAGAAGGGCAUUUAAUACAAGUACAUAGGAAUAUUUUGGCUCUUGCCAGUCCAUAUAUCAAGGAGGUGCUUCAGACUAUUCCUUGUUCACAUCCUGUACUAUUUCUAACACAAAUAAAGAAAGAAAUACUUGGCUAUAUACUGGAAUAUGUGUACACUGGAGAAGUCCAAGUUCCUAGUAUUAGAAUGGCUUCAUUUAUUGAAGCUGCUAAAGCCUUACAUAUUAUUGGAUUAGAAAAUAUGAUUCCUCCAAUUUACAGUGCGUCCUAUCAAUCUGAGGUAUUGAAAACUCUUUCUAAAAGGAACAAAACAGAACUAAAUAAAAUCCAUAGCCUGAGCAGAGUCCCUGAUACAACUGCUGAGACAUAUACCACGCAGCCAACUGUAACACUUUUACCUAAUAAUACAUCAGUUAAUGAUAUGAGUGGAGAUAAAAAUACCAUACAAGAGAACAACUCUGUUGGUAUACUGCAAACUAGUCAAACAAUACAAUCUUGUGAACAAAAUAUGGAAAUAAGUAAUGCAAACCACAAACUACCGGAAGAAAUAUAUAAUGAGUGUUGCGCUAAUAUCCCCAAAGAAAUUAAAAUUGAUUUAGAUACUAUAGAUACUAAUAUUCAACCAGAGAACUCAAAAUCUGAUAUUGGUAUCAAUAAUGUAACCACUGCUAUUGCUACAUACAAUGACACUAAGAAUGUUAAAGAGCUUUGGAGCAUAAAUGAUACAGUAAAUGUUAUGGAUUAUAUGAGUGAAGAAACAAAAGAUUUUGAGCAUAACAUUGUUUGUCCUAGUACAAAUAUGGGCAAUGACAACAACUUGAAAAGCACUAAAAUUGUAACUGCACUUGAUUCAAACGAAACUACAUUGUUUGAUGUUGAAGCAGCAAUCAACUCUUCUACAUCAGUGGAUCCUUUUUGUAAGGACUUGCAACAAUCAACAUCCAACAAUAGUUUUACUGGAAAAAACAUGGAAACAAGUGGAAUUGAGCAAACUUUACCUGAACCAGUUGUCCCUCAUAAUAAUCAACAGUUUAGUUUUGAAAUAACUGCAUCUGGUGCUGAAAGUGAUACAGGCAAACCGAUGACAAUAACCAUCAAUCCUAUAAGAAUAGAACCGAAGCAAAAUUCUGAAACUAAAGAUGCAGCACUCACACAUGAUUGUAGCAGUCCCUUGUACACUGUUUCGAAAAGAGGCAAAUUAAUGUUAAUCCUUAACCGUUAUAUGUACAAUUUACAUCAUUCAACGCAACGCAAACGUAGAUGGCGAUGCAUAGAUUAUUAUUGCCGUGGAAAGCAAUCGUGUAAAGCUUAUGUCGACACAGAAAAUGAGAUGGUCAUUUCCAGAAAAUUCAUGCACGACCAUCCAUUCCAUGAUAAAAAAAUAUUUACUAAAGGACAUAUGGGAAACAUUUACACAUCAAUUAAAGAUGCAUCAAACCAGAAGGACGCUUUGGACGCAUAAAUAAAAAAGUGGAAUAAAGAAGAAAAUGAAUAGUUAAGAUCGUUAUUUAUAUAAUUUUUGUCUAAAUCUCCUGGUAUCAAAUCUUUUGAACAACAGAAUGUCAACUCAACUUCAACUUUUGUAUUUAUGGCUCUGUCGUUUUGCGCGACGAUUUCGCCAACGUCUGGGUUGAACAGAAUGACAACUGUCAAUUUUAGCACGGAUUUUAUUUCACACCCCGCGCAUCCCGUGCCCACCAAUUACACUAUCGUGCUCGCUAUUCGCGUCACCACUCGUUGAAACAAUGCAUGAAACAUUCAUGUCGAGUGGCUGACGCGAAAUACCGUUCACACAUUCGUGUGAUGUGAAAUUAAAACUCUCUAACAUGGAGGAUUUGCAGGCUAUAGCUGCUCUGCAGCGCACUCCAAUUGUGGAGUUUAUACAAUUAUUAGAGAUUCUACGCAAAAAAAAAGAAAAAAGCGUAGGGUGUCAUCACAACAUCCAUUCAAUCUUUUAAAAUAAAAUUAAAAUAGUGCUAUC